Acanthosepion pharaonis is the source of this 927-nucleotide messenger RNA. The record is from the annotation of a GenBank genome assembly. Lineage: Eukaryota; Metazoa; Mollusca; Cephalopoda; Sepiida; Sepiidae.
AUGCGACUGUCACAGGUUGCGUUGAGCGACCUGUUCUCGCAGGCCUCUCAGUCAAAAGAGGAGCGUGCCACCUUCAGAGCUUCGUUGCGAUCAAGGCUCAAGAAUGCACAACGGUUGAAAAUGAACGCACAGGCUGCAGCAACUACCUCAGCAUCUUCUUCGCGUGCUCGUCAAUCCAGGGACGCUGCUGCAACAGCUAGGCCGAGGGAAUCCGAGAUAGAGCUGCAGCGGGCAACUCGCAAUUCCCACAAUGCUGCAGCGACUUCUGCUACCAGAACAUCCGAGAGCCCACAGUCAAGGGCAAACAGACUUUCAUGGGCUGCUACAAGCAUGGCCGCUGUGCGCUUAUCUCAAACUCCCCAAGCUCGCCGCAUACGCCUCGACGGGGACAUUCAGAGCCUUGCGACCGCCCGUGGUAUUACCUGUCCUGUCUACAACCUACAGGCUGAAACCCGGAUUGGUAUUUUGCCGCCAUCAGGAAGAGUUCCUGGCAGGGACGUCAUACUACUACUUCAGGCCAUGCUUCACGAGGUUAACAGCUACAUUCGCAGUUUCAAAUAUUCUUUGGAAAAUGCUCUUUUUCCUUCCUUCAGCACUGUAAUUGACGUCGACAAAUGGCCUCAUGAUGAACACGAACGCCGCUACAAUGCUCCUGCGUGCAACGAAGUGGCCGCUAUUAUACAUGGGGAUCGUGUUUGGACUUUCUUUGCAUCUUCCGUAACUACCAAACUCGCCACAUCUUUUGUCAUAUUUAUCUUACUAUCUACUUCUCUUUUUAUCUACAUCAUGAUGACUCAUCUAUCUAUCUAUCUAUCUAUCUAUCUAUCUAUCUAUCUAUCUAUAUUCCUGACUGACAAAACAGAAGAUGACAAGGCAGAAGAUUUCGCGCAGUUGGCUGCCGUUUCUUUCAGCGGGUUAAUUUUAUAA